This is a messenger RNA of Nerophis lumbriciformis (worm pipefish), 921 nucleotides long. The record is from RefSeq and is a predicted model, not a curated record. NCBI's taxonomy places the organism in Eukaryota, Metazoa, Chordata, Actinopteri, Syngnathiformes, Syngnathidae.
AUGUUACUCAGAUCACUCGUAGGGAGCGCCUCUACUCUGAUAGGAGCUGCUGCAAGCUUAAAACUCGCUCCCGUAGCCAAAGCGGCGGCUCUCCUGCACAGUACCGUGAGGAAAACUUCCCUGGUUGAACAAGGCGACAUGAGGGUUGAACUCUUGCCGGCUCUCAGCGACAACUACAUGUACCUGCUCAUCGACACGGACACCAAAGAAGCAGCUGUCGUGGACCCGGUGGAGCCCGUUAAGGUUGUAGAGGCCGUCCGAAAACACGGGGUCAAGCUCACCACAAUUCUGACCACCCAUCACCACUGGGAUCACGCUGGUGGAAAUGAGAAGAUGGUGAAGCUAAUGCCCGGCUUGAAGGUGUACGGAGGAGACGAUCGAGUCGAUGCCAUCACAAAGAAAGUCUCUCACUCCAGCAACUUGAAAGUGGGCUCACUUAACGUCAAAUGUCUGUUCACGCCGUGCCACACGACCGGCCACAUCUGCUACUACGUCACCAAAGACGACAGCUCCGAGCCUCCGGCGGUUUUCACGGGGGACACUCUGUUUAGUGCCGGUUGCGGGAAAUUCUUUGAGGGCACCGCGGAGCAGAUGUACAAAGCCUUGAUUGAAAUUCUGGGCCGCCUUCCAGCCGAAACGCGAGUGUACUGCGGUCACGAGUACACCGUCAGCAAUCUGAAGUUUGCGCGCUGCGUCGAACCGGACAACAAAGACAUUCAGGAGAGGCUGGUCUGGGCCAAGGAGAAAUGCAGCAAGGGCGAGCCCACCGUCCCGUCCACUUUGGGGGACGAAUUGACAUUUAACCCGUUUAUGAGAGUCAAAGAGAAGUCCGUACAAGACCACGUCGAGCAGACCGACCCGAUCGAAGCCAUGAGGAGCCUUCGUAAAGAGAAGGAUGCCUUCCGAGUGCCGAAAGAGUGA